Molecule: messenger RNA, 790 nt
Organism: Triticum aestivum (bread wheat)
Lineage: Eukaryota; Viridiplantae; Streptophyta; Magnoliopsida; Poales; Poaceae
Exons: 1
Coding region: 131-592 (153 amino acids)
Source: RefSeq, a predicted model, not a curated record
AUACGACCAUAUCCACGAAAAGUUAUAUCUGCGCACGCGCAUCACCGAGCGCGCGCCUUCCCUUUCCUCUCCUCCUCCUCGUAGCUUCUCUUCCCGGUUCCUCCUCUCUCUCCCCGUCCCGUGCUUGGCCAUGCCGGGCGCUAGCUCGCCGAGAGGCCGCGCCGGCGCCGGCAGGAGGUGGUGUGCGCGCGGGGACCUCCUGACCGUGGCCGUCGCCGCGAUGCUCUGCUCGGCGACCUACUGCUUCUCCAUAUGGCACAACGGGCGCAACGCGGCGGAUAAGAUCGUCAUCGGGCCCGCCUCCUUCGUCGUCGCGGGCGCCGCGCUGUGCGGGGGCGACGCCACGGAGCUCGACUUUGCGGCGCACCACACCGCCGAGCGGGCCGGGCUCUCCGUGUCGUCCUCGUCGCCGACGGUCACGGGGCGACGGGCAUUGCGCGCGGUCGCGGUGCCCAUGGACGGUACCGGGCGCCGUGGCUUGGUGUUGGCGGGGAACUCGGUUGGCAGCUCGGAGGCCGCCGACGCCAAGAAGAGGGCACGGGUCAACGGCGAUAAGUUCCGGUCAACACACGCCGGUACCGUCCGCGCGUAGGCCGUAGCCAUCUCCUGUCUCGUCCCGGCGAUGGCGACGACGGAGCCAUGCUAUCCUGCCGGUCUUGGCCGGGGUUCCCAAGACGUGGUCGUGUGUUGCAUUUCGAAGCUAUACUAUAGUAAAUAAUUUACUCAAGGUGCAGUCCUUUUUGGAUCUAUGUUUGUGAAGAUAAUAUAAUUCGGGGCUGUUUCCGCGUAA